ACAACAAUGAGACGUCAACAGAAGGCUUCUCCUGUUGUCCACGCUUUUCUCAGCCUCAAAGGCUCCCUGUGAAUGCAAAAAUGUGUGAUAAUUGCAGUGAUUUCAAAUGUCUUCCACAGCAAAUCAAAAUCCCCCCGGAAUCGCGAUCAAAUUCAUCCUCCUGGCUCUGGCCAGCAUCAUCUGCUAUGGUAGUCACUUAGAUGGGGAAUUCGUUUUUGACGACACGGUGGCUAUUGUGAAGAACUGGGAUGUCACGGGGAAAGCUAGCGUGCAGGACAUCUUCCGGCAUGACUUCUGGGGCUACAAUAUCACCGAUGCAUCCAGUCACAAGUCCUAUCGUCCGCUGACAAUACUAACCUUCCGCCUGGAACACUCGCUGUACGGACUGAACGCCGCCCGGAUGAAGCUAGUCAACCUGGUUCUUCAUAUCUUAGUCACUUGGCUCAUUGUGCCCUUCUGGGGCAGCAUUUUCCACUCCAUUGACGACCAGUGGGUGGCUUUCGGGGCCGCCUUUAUGUUCGCCAUUCAUCCAGUGCACACAGAAGCGGUCUCUGGAAUCGUGGGACGCGCUGAACUACUCGUAGCGCUGAUUUUCUUCACAUCUCUCAUUCUGUACAACACUCAAUUGGCUCACGAAGGAUUGUCAGCCGCAAGACUUGUGAUCUAUCUGGGAUUCUUCAUCCUGCAGACAAUAGCUUUGCUCUUCAAAGAGAAUGGCAUCACAAUAUCUCUCAUGGCUGUCGCCUGUGAAGUGAUCCUCAACACGAAUCUUGUCCAAAAAGUGAAAAACUGGCGGAUUUCCCUGAAUCUUCCUCCAGAAGUCAUCUUCAGAGUGGCUCUGCUCAUCAUCUCGUGCAUCCUGUUGUGCAUAUUCCGGCUCUGGAUCAUGAACUUCCAGAGUCCCUCCUUCAAGAUCAUGGACAAUCCUGUGGCGGCCAGUGAAAGUCUGUCCACGAAAUCCCUGAGCCAAAUGUAUCUCUACGCCCUCAACUACUGGCUCUUGCUCUGCCCCGACUGGCUGAGCUUCGACUGGGCUCUGGGAUCCAUCAGACUCGUGGACUCCGUGUUAGAUAUGCGACUCAUUCCAAUUGUGAUAUUCUGGGUAUUCCUCUGCGCCCUCAUCUGGACAUCCGUGCACAAAGCACAACAGAUUCUCGCCAUCGCUCUGGUCGUGAUACCUUUCCUGCCGGCUUGUGGGAUCGUGAAGCUGGGCUUCGUUAUUGCUGAGAGAGUGCUGUACAUCUCUUCGCUCGGACAUUGCUUCCUGAUCGCCCUGAGCGUUCAGAGGCUCUGGGAAUUUGCGCCCAAGUGCAGGAAACUCCUCUCCAUCGCUGUGAUCUUCUGUGUAGUGAUUUUUAUCGCCAGGACGCGAGCCAGAGCACAAGAGUGGACUUCGGAGGAACUCCUCUUCUCGUCUGCUUUGCGAGUGUGUCCGAACAACGCCAAGGUUCACUACAACAUCGCUCGAUUGGCCACUGAUCGCGGAGAGAGAGACAAGGCUUUCACAUUCUACCAUCAGGCCAUAGAUCUCUUUCCCGAGUAUGAAUCCGCGAUUAUGAAUCUGGGGAAUCUCUACAGAGAGAUCGGACAGUUCCAGAAGGCCGAGACACUUCUCAUGCGCUCUCUGGAGCUGCUCGAGGAGUUCCCAGCGGCCUGGAUGAACCUGGGAAUUGUCCAAGCAGCACUGAAGAAGUAUGAUCAAUCCCUCCAGAGCUACCGAAAGGCUCUCAAGUACCGGAAAAACUACCCAACUUGUCUGUAUAAUAUGGGGAAUCUUUUUAUUGAGAUGAAGAACACAACAAUGGCUCAGCAGUUCUGGUCAGAGGCGAUCACAAUGAAUCCUCGCCACGCGAAGGCUUGGGCCAACAUCCUGGCAUUGCUGGACAAUGAGGGACGCACCGAGGAAGUGAUUAGGAUGUCAGCUCUGGCGCUGAUGCACAUUCCCGAUGAUCCAGCAAUAUUCUUCACCCGUGCAAAUGCUUAUGGUAAAAUUGGCGAUUUCCAGGAGUCUGAAAGACUCUUCCUCCAGGCGAUUAAAUUGCGACCAAACUAUGCCAUGUACUACGCUAAUCUCGGUGUUCUCUACCAUCGAUGGCGAAAGCGUGCAAAGGCGAUCGAAUUCUAUCAGAAAGCCCUCAAAGUGGAUCCCAAUCUGCGCAGUGUCCGUGAGAACUUGUCUAAACUACAGCAAUAA
Messenger RNA from Phlebotomus argentipes, 2194 nucleotides. It is a transcript of the gene Tmtc4, whose product is annotated as protein O-mannosyl-transferase TMTC4. Gene Ontology annotation, cellular component: endoplasmic reticulum. Gene Ontology annotation, biological process: protein O-linked glycosylation via mannose; endoplasmic reticulum unfolded protein response. Lineage: Eukaryota; Metazoa; Arthropoda; Insecta; Diptera; Psychodidae. The record is from RefSeq and is a predicted model, not a curated record. Bases 107 to 2194 code for a protein of 695 amino acids. Gene Ontology annotation, molecular function: protein binding; mannosyltransferase activity. The transcript has 3 exons.